Scleropages formosus (Asian bonytongue) is the source of this 1561-nucleotide messenger RNA. It is a transcript of the gene eef1a1l3, whose product is annotated as eukaryotic translation elongation factor 1 alpha 1, like 3. Gene Ontology annotation, biological process: translational elongation. Gene Ontology annotation, molecular function: translation elongation factor activity; GTP binding; GTPase activity. The coding region runs from base 49 to 1431 and encodes 460 amino acids. The record is from RefSeq and is a predicted model, not a curated record. Lineage: Eukaryota; Metazoa; Chordata; Actinopteri; Osteoglossiformes; Osteoglossidae. The transcript has 7 exons.
GAGAUUCUCUGUGUAGUAACACUGGUUAUGUGUUGCUGAACUUGCAAAAUGUCAAAGACCCAAAUACACAUUAAUGUUGUAAUUAUUGGCCAUGUGGACAGUGGCAAGUCAACAACCACAGGGCAUCUCAUUUACAAAUGUGGUGGUGUGGAUCCCAGGACCAUUGAGAAGUUUGAGAAGGCUUCUGCUGAGAUGGGCAAAAGCUCCUUCAAGUAUGCCUGGGUUUUGGACAAGCUGAAGGUUGAGCGAGAGCGGGGGAUUACCAUUGAUGUGUCUCUGCUGAAGUUUAAUACGCAAAAGUUUUCCAUCACGAUCAUUGAUGCCCCUGGUCAUCGUGACUUCAUAAAGAAUAUGCUAACUGGAACAUCCCAGGCUGAUGCUGCUGUGCUGGUGGUGUCUGCUGCCAAAGGGGAAUUUGAAGCUGGUAUUUCUAGAAAUGGGCAGACCAGAGAGCAUGCUUUGCUUGCCUACACUCUGGGGGUCAAACAGCUCAUUGUCUGUGUCAACAAAAUGGAUGCAACUGAACCGCCGUACAGUCAGAAGCGCUUUGAUGAGGUGGUGCGUAAUGUGACAGUCUUCAUUAGGAAGAUUGGCUAUGACCCUGCAGCUGUGCCAUUUGUGCCAGUCUCUGGCUGGAAUGGGGAGAACAUGCUUGUUCCUUCUCAGAAGAUGCCAUGGUUCAAAGCAUGGAAAAUCAAACGAAAGGAAGGACAUGCAAAUGGUAAAACGUUACUGGAAGUCCUGGAUGCUAUUUUACCCCCAGUGCGCACAGUCAACAAACCCCUCAGACUACCCCUCCAGGAUGUUUACAAGAUAGGAGGGGUUGGAACUGUUCCGGUGGGGAAGAUCGAGACAGGUGUGCUGAAGCCUGGCAUGCUGCUGAAGUUCUCUCCAGCUAAACUGACAGCUGAGGUUAAAUCCAUUGAGAUGCACCACCAGGGUAUCCAGACAGCCUUCCCUGGGUAUAACAUUGGCUUCAACAUCAAGAAUGUGGCUGUGAGGAACUUGCGGCGUGGAAAUGUGGCUGGUAAUGCCCAGCAUGACCCUCCCCAGGAUGUAGCCAGCUUCAUUGCACAGCUUAUAAUUCUCAACCACCCUGGCAUGAUCAAAGUUGGCUACUCACCAGUGCUAGACUGCCACACUGCUCAUGUUACCUGUCGCUUUGCUGAACUCCUGGAAAAGCUUGACCGCCGUACAGGAAAGAAGCUGGAGGACUCUCCCCAGGCUUUAGUGUCUGGAGAUGCUGCUACUGUCAAGUUGGUUCCAAUCAAGCCCCUUUGUGUGGAGAGCUUCUUCAGCUACCCUCCUUUAGGUCGGUUUGCUGCCAGGGACCUGAAGCAGACUGUGGCGGUGGGUGUAAUAAAGUCUGUGGAGAAAAUUGACCAUGGAAGUCCAAAGAAACUCCAGUCAAAGUCUCAAACCUUCAAGUGAGCAAUAUUGACAAUGGGCAUCUACUGAAGCUUUAAGUUGGAGUUUUUUUUUUUUCCCCCUUUGCUUCCCUUGUAAAUGGGCUUCUGAGUUUACUAAUGGAAUUACAAGGUGCAUGGAUUAAAAAGCAAAA